Erigeron canadensis is the source of this 1722-nucleotide messenger RNA. RefSeq names its product probable polygalacturonase. The record is from RefSeq and is a predicted model, not a curated record. The coding region runs from base 20 to 1492 and encodes 490 amino acids. Lineage: Eukaryota; Viridiplantae; Streptophyta; Magnoliopsida; Asterales; Asteraceae. The transcript is spliced from 5 exons. Gene Ontology annotation, biological process: carbohydrate metabolic process. Gene Ontology annotation, molecular function: polygalacturonase activity.
CCCAUUUCCAUUUCUCAUCAUGCUUGAAUCCCUAACUUCAAGAUUCAAUCUCCGCCGUUGGAUCAUUCCAAUUCCCAAUCUUUUCUCAUCUUACAAAACUUUAUUUACUCUUUUAUGGCUUAUUGUUUUCACCUCUUUAUUUAUUUGGCAAAGGAAUUUUGUUGAUGGGAUUUUGAUUUUCCGGCGACCCCUUGUUGUUGGACUUCCGGUACCCAAGUUCCGGCCGACGGUUUUUAAUAUUACUGAUUUUGGUGCUGUGGGUGAUGGCCUUACUGUUAAUACUUUGGCUUUCGAAAAGGCGAUUUUUACGAUAUCGAAACUGGGCAAGAAAGGUGGUGGCCAGCUUAAUGUCCCUGCUGGAAGAUGGUUGACUGCUCCCUUUAAUUUGACUAGUUAUAUGACUUUGUUUCUUGCUCAAGAUGCUGUUAUUCUUGGCCUUGAUGAUGAAAGAUUUUGGCCUCUAAUGCCUCCUUUGCCUUCUUAUGGGUAUGGUAGAGAGCAUCCUGGACCCCGAUAUGGGAGUUUGAUUCAUGGUGAGAAUCUUAAAGACGUAGUCAUCACAGGGCAUAACGGUACCAUUGAUGGGCAGGGUCAAAGAUGGUGGAAAAGAUAUCGCCAAAAGCUUCUUAACCAUACAAGAGGUCCACUUGUGCAGAUAAUGUAUUCGAGUGAUAUUUUGAUAUCCAAUAUUACCUUACGUGAUUCACCUUUUUGGACACUACAUCCAUAUGAUUGUAAAAAUGUAACAAUAAGAAAUAUGACAAUCUUGGCUCCCCUUUUUGAGGCCCCAAAUACAGAUGGUAUAGAUCCUGAUUCAUGUGAAGAUAUGGUAAUUGAGGACAGCUACAUAAGUGUUGGUGAUGAUGCCAUUGCAAUAAAAAGUGGUUGGGAUCAAUAUGGUGUUGCUUAUGAUCGCCCUUCAAAAAAUAUUCUUAUCCGAAACCUUGUAGUUCGCUCCAUGGUGAGUGCUGGUAUAUCCAUCGGCAGUGAAAUGUCAGGUGGGGUAUCAAAUGUGACAAUCGAGAAUGUUAUAGUAUUUAACUCGAGGCGUGCUGUUAGAAUCAAGACAGCUGCAGGCAGAGGGGCAUACAUCAGAGACAUCACCUACAGAAAUCUAACGUUUGAAAACGUGAGGGUUGGGAUAAUUAUUAAAACAGAUUACAAUGAGCACCCUGAUGGGGGUUUUGACCCAAAGGCAUUUCCGGUUAUCAGGGGCAUAAGCUAUACUUCCAUCCAUGGUGAAGGAGUGCGUGUGCCUGUUAGAAUACAUGGUAGUGCAGAUAUUCCCGUGAGAAACGUGACGUUUAGGGAUAUGUCAGUAGGGAUCACGUACAAGAAGAAGCAUAUAUUCCAGUGUGCAUAUGUUUCAGGACGGGUGAUAGGAACUAUCUUCCCUAAACCAUGCGAGAAUCUUGAUCUUUAUGACGAACAAGGGGUGCUGGUGAAAAAAUCUGUAUCUGAGAAUGCUUCAGAUAUAGAUUAUGAUAUCUGAUGAUGGUUUUGUUAUCUUUAUCUUUGCGUCUCUUGAGCGCUCAUUAGAGGUGUCAUUGAUGAUACUCCGGGGGCCUUUUUGUUUUUCUUUAUUAAUGUAGGAAUGUUGAUAUAGAGGAAUGUCUGUUGAUUAAAUGUUGUUCAACUGUCCCGCGUUUGUUUUAUUUGUAAUACAUACAUGUUUAUAUAAAAGGAUAGUAUUCAAAUAGUGAAAGCAGGCCUUUUUUUUAA